Messenger RNA from Ziziphus jujuba (common jujube), 1695 nucleotides. Its product is annotated as protein ACCELERATED CELL DEATH 6-like. The record is from RefSeq and is a predicted model, not a curated record. The transcript is spliced from 3 exons. Gene Ontology annotation, cellular component: plasma membrane. Bases 1 to 1695 code for a protein of 564 amino acids. Lineage: Eukaryota; Viridiplantae; Streptophyta; Magnoliopsida; Rosales; Rhamnaceae. Gene Ontology annotation, molecular function: protein phosphatase 1 binding; protein phosphatase regulator activity.
AUGAAAUCUGAUCUCUACAGGGAUGCAGUACGCGGCAUAACCAAUGGUGCAAUCUUGGAAAACAAAGACCAUCUUCAACAUUUAGUCACUCCAAAUCAGAACACAGUCCUGCAUAUUUACAUCACAUCCAUUAGAACCUCCAUUGAUAAAAAAAAAAGACAAGGUUGUGGAAGACAUACUGGCAAUGUGCCCGGCAUUGCUGAUGCAGCCCAAUAUGAAAGGAGAGACUCCCCUUCACAUAGCAUCAAGGUCGGGCAUGUUUCAAUUGCUGAGAUACUCAUCCUGCACGCGAAAGCCCUCCGAUCUCCCGAAGAUCUCAAAAGCGGCGGCGGUCUGGAAGCCUAUAGGCAGAUGAUAAGGAUGACCAAUCAAGAUGGAGACACAGCUUUGCAUGAGGCUCUCCGAUUUAAGCAUCUCAGCGUGGUGAAGGUAUUGGUUGGAGAAGAUAGCGAUUUCCAAUACUCUGCUAAUGAGGCUGGGGAGACACCAAUUUACAUAGCCACCGAGAGAGGAUACAGAGACAUUGUGUUUGAAAUAUUAGACAAAUGCACAUCACCAGGUGCUGCUGGAUCUUGUGAAAUGAUAAAAAGGAUUGUGGAUAAAAUGGGAGGACUAAUAAAAGAAAAAGAUCAAGAAGGCUGGACUCCGCUACACCAUGCUGCACAUAUGGGAUAUCUUCCAGCAGUAAGACUGUUUCUAGAGUGGCCGAUAAAUAGAGAUGCAGGGUACAUGCAAGAUAAUGAAGGCAACACAGCUCUUCAUCUUGCAGCGGCUUCAAAUCACACAAACAUAAUGAAGGAAAUUCUUGAAUGGUGCCCAGAUUGCUAUGAGCUAGUCAACAGCAAAGGCUGGAAUAUCUUACACUCCGCAGUGCGAGGUAGUUGCUUAUUUCAAACGGAUGCUCAGCUGUACAUCUUGAAAGAUGCUCGCUUCAACAACCUCAUAAAUCAAAAGGAUGUCGAUGGACACACACCCCUCCAUCACGCUGCAGCACUUACAUUGGAUGAACCGAUUCUAGAUUUCAAUGAUUUUCCUGAAGUGGACAAGAUGGCGUUCAACAAACAUAACCAAAAUGCCCUUGAUAUUGCUUCAACUACUAACACAAUUGCUCCCUUCAAGAAUUCAUUUAAAAGACACUUGUACAAAAAAGGUCUAAGAACAGGUAUGCGAAUAUUUAACCCUGCAAGUGCAACUGCAAGUAUUGGAGGCGAGCAAGGAAAUAACAAGGAUGAAAUCUCAACUAAUGCGAAUAGAUUCAGGGAAGCAAAUUUGAUUGUGGCAGCACUAAUUGCGACAGUAACCUUUACCGCAAGUUUUACCGUGCCGGGAGGUUACGUGAGCGAAAAAGGUCCACUACAGGGCACUCCGGUGCUCGGAAAAAGUUCAGCGUUCAAGUCGUUCGUUGUAAUGGAUGCCAUAGCCAUGGUCCUUUCUAGUUCUGCUGUCUUUCUUCACAUCUUUUUGAACUUCAGACAGGAUACCGUGAGGAUUAUUUGGUACCUUGUCACAGCCUUCAAUCUCACCUCCUUUGCUAUGGCAGCAAUGAUGCUUGCAUUUGUUACAGGUACUUAUGCUGUUUUAGGCUACUCCUCAGGCCUUGCCAUUGCUAUUUGCGUCAUUGGAUUGUCUUUUUUCAUUUUCUUUUUCUUAUUAUUUAAGAAACUUUUAACUCCAGAACUUAAUUUGGAGGUGUAA